Girardinichthys multiradiatus is the source of this 3499-nucleotide messenger RNA. RefSeq lists its product as uncharacterized. Bases 367 to 2670 code for a protein of 767 amino acids. Lineage: Eukaryota; Metazoa; Chordata; Actinopteri; Cyprinodontiformes; Goodeidae. The record is from RefSeq and is a predicted model, not a curated record. Gene Ontology annotation, molecular function: deSUMOylase activity. Gene Ontology annotation, biological process: protein desumoylation. Gene Ontology annotation, cellular component: nucleus. The transcript is spliced from 10 exons.
GAUUUAAUUCAAAAAGUGAAACUCAGAUAGGUUGAGUAGGCUUAAGGUGACAUGUUUCAUUUGUUUAAAAAAAUAUUAUAUCACACAUGACAUAUGGGAACAAGUACAGAAGUGCUACGUUGUUUUGAUGGUAUGGCCUACAUUAGGAGACCAUGGUGCUGCUCUGAUCCUGGGGUCCCCUUUUCUUUUGUCCUGUGCUUGACUCUUGUCAAAAUUAUUUUUUCAAUAACACUAAGAGGACAGUGUAAGAUGUAAAAGGUGGAGCAAAUAACUUCAUUGGUAAGCCAGCACGCUGAAAGGGAGGAGAGGAAAGCAGUGUGGAGAGAGGGCAUUGGGGAUGGGGUUAAAGAGCCAAAGGCGGACGUCAUGGUUCACAGCAGCUCUAAUUCCCCAAUGACAACGCCAUCUGCCUCGCUUCACCUGACUGUUUCUUCUAAAGCACCUCUUUUGGUGUCGUGUUCCAGAGGUGCUUCAGAACAGGAUCUAAACCAGACCUCCAGAGACCUGACUUCCCAUUCAGAAUUAUCACAACCUUUUACUCAGAGUGCUGCUGAUGCUCAUCGCCAUAUUGUAACCACGGCAAAAACAUUAAACGCUAAGUCAAGUUCAGCAUCCAGCCGGCUCCACACACAGGCACCAAGCUCUGCUCAGGACCAACUCAAUGGCCGUAGAUCAGGCAGGAAAAGGACUCCUAAGGCCUGUGAUUGCUGUGGCCCCAACAGUAGGGGGCACAAUGUUGAAACCUCAGGCAGAGGUAGGGGAAGGGGUAGAGGUAGAGGGAGGGGAGCAAGCAGAGACCUCGGGGACACCCCUCAAACAAAGCCAUCACAGUUGACAGCUAUCAGGAACUUUAAUUUAAGUGGAGAAAAUACAGAGGAAAUAGAAGAUGAAGAUAUUAGACUGGGAAAUUUACAAACCUUAGUACUUAUGGCUGAUACCCAGCCACAAAGCCCUGCCCCCAAGCCGGUUCCAGCCAUUAAACAAGAUGGACCAAAAAAUAACUGUGGUGCUCAAACAAAUGGAGCCGCACUGAAAAAGGAGGACGUCUUGAUGGCACCCUCAGGGUUGCCUGUUGAAGAAGAGAAGGGAGGUGUAGAUAAAAGGGAUGUGGACCCAACGAUUUUAGGACCGGCUCACGGGGGAGUUAUAGUGGUCAGAGGUCGAGGUAGGGGAGCAAUGAUGGGCAAAGGUCAAGGCAGAGGAGCUGCAAUGGGGAGAGGUCGAGGCAGGGGAAGAGCGGUAGGCAGAGGUCAAGCAAAAAUGGAAGGCAUUGUUCAAAUAAUAAGCAAAGAUAAAGACCAUUUUACAAGUUUGAGAACAGGUGCCUUAGCUGAGUCAGUGUUGGUGGAAGAACCAGAGAAAAUACAGGAUGUACAGACAGUCAAUGAACACCAAAAAAACUCAGCUGCAGGUAAAAUUCUUAUUGGAAAUGGAGAAUUGGUACACCUGUCUGACUCGGAGGACGAGAUGGAGGAAGACAAUAUAGUUGUGACUGAACUUGCAGAUGGGGUGCUGACCAUCGCACAGAAAUCUACAAUAUUAGAGACUUCUGAAGACCUGGACUCUGAAAUGCAGGUGGACCAAAUGCAUGAUGGUAUAGACCAGGUUUCUUUACCAGUACCACUGCCAAAUGGAAAUGUUGCCUCACCAAGAAACCAUGAUCAGACAUCUUUACCUGUGGAGGUGAAAACCUCCAGCUCCGCUGUGCUUGCUCCUUUAAACCCUAUAACAGUUAGCAUGGAGCACUCCUGGGCAUUAAGAGACCACAGACUGUACUGUCAUCCUUGUUCAUGGGCAAAAGAUGAAAUGGAUAAAAUGCUGAUACAAGAUCAGGCAGAAGAUAAAGUGAUGGACACAGAUAUACAGAAUCAAGAGAGAUUGGAGCAGCUUAAAGAUGCUAUCCAAGAGUUUCUGGAGAGCUUCUAUAUAAAAUAUGGGAGCUUCAUUCCUCUUACUGAAUCAGAUGUCCUGGAACACCUGAAAAAGAAAGGCAACUCUGUUGUCAGCUGCAAUGAGGUGGACAUCAAAGGAGAGAUAACUCGAUACAAGGCUGGCCUGGCAUCUGUUCCCGUUGCAGGAUUCAUGGUCACAUAUAAUAAACACAAUCUGAGACUGGAGGACCUUGGCACCCUGGAGGAUCAGAACUGGCUUAAUGAUCAGAUUAUUAACAUGUAUGGAGAGCUGAUUAUGGAUGUAGCAGAGCACAAGGUUCAUUUUUUCAACAGUUUUUUCUACAAGCAGCUGGUUGCCAAAGGUUAUGAUGGUGUGAAGAGAUGGACCAAAAAAGUUGACUUGUUCUCCAAAUGGUUGUUGUUGAUUCCCAUCCAUUUAGAAAUCCACUGGUCUCUCAUCGCAGUCACAAUGGCAACCAAAACUAUCAGCUACUACGACAGCCAAGGCAUCGUCUUCAGACACACCACAAAUAACAUUAUGAAGUAUCUUCAGUCUGAAGCCAGGGAGAAAAAACAGGCUGCUUUCCAGAAGGGCUGGAAGAUCGCCAUCAUUAAGGGUAUUCCUCAGCAGAAAAAUGACAGCGACUGUGGUGUUUUUGUCCUUGAGUACUGCCGUUGUCUCUCCGUGAAGCAGCCACUGCUGUUCAGCCAGAACGACAUGCCUCAAAUUCGGAAGAGGAUCUACAAGGAGCUCUGUGACUGUCAUUUCAACGAUUAAACGGCUGCCUUCACCCAGUGUGCGCCUCCCAGGUCACGAAACUGGCUGUCCUGUUCUUUCACAUGACGUUUUGACUGACUGUCGGGCUGCAUAAGCUAACAGAGCUUGGCCAUCUGUACUUUCAGGGAGUCCUUACUGCCAUCUGCUCCUAUUAUUGACGAGCAGAGCAGUUUUUGCUGACUUCUAAUGACUUUGGGAGGUCAAAAGUCAGUCUGUACUUAAGCUGAUUUGGUUUUUUCUUAUUAUUUUUCUUACAAAGAGCUACUGAAGUGGCCCCCUACUGACCCUUGGAAAAAGUGCUGUUUCAGGACAAGUUCAUUCUGCUUCUUGCAUUGACCACCCUGAGAGGAUUUUUUGGCCCAACAAGAGCAGAACACAGUACUGACUUUGACUGAAGUAACUGUUACACCAACCUGUACCAGUUGGACGGGCCUUUCCUCCUAAAACGGAGUGGCCUUGCCUCCCAGAAAUAUGUUUUAAAUUGAUUUUAACAGUUUGUUUAAUGCUGGACGUUGCAGCUCUAGUAUGUGUUCGGUCAGUUAAUAUGCAUAUUUUAUAACAUAUUUUAAGAUUUUGCAUUUGCGAUACAGUGGAACAGCUGUCCGCCUAAAACUUGAAGGGUUAAGAGUUGACUUUGUUAUUGUGGACUUUAAAUUGCACAGAUACAGGCCUGUUGAUUGAAGUCUGGAAUAUAAACUGAAUGUUCUCAUCAUGUUCUGUUUUUCUUCCAUAGCACGGGAUGAUAAUGGCUUCUAAACUGGGAUCACAUUUUUGUUUGGUUUAACUGCAAUCCAUUUCCAAAUAAAAUUCCAGUUUUUUGAGCACAUUA